This is a messenger RNA of Gamsiella multidivaricata, 2067 nucleotides long. RefSeq lists its product as uncharacterized. The transcript has 4 exons. The record is from RefSeq and is a predicted model, not a curated record. Lineage: Eukaryota; Fungi; Mortierellomycota; Mortierellomycetes; Mortierellales; Mortierellaceae. Gene Ontology annotation, cellular component: Golgi apparatus; perinuclear region of cytoplasm; endoplasmic reticulum. Gene Ontology annotation, biological process: ubiquitin-dependent protein catabolic process; metal ion transport; positive regulation of protein ubiquitination. Bases 203 to 1597 code for a protein of 464 amino acids.
CUCUCUCUCUCUCUCUCUCUCUCGCUUGUCUUCAUUCAUUCCAUCAACCAAUCCAAUCCCUCUUCACCCCAUCAACCAAUCCUCCUCUCCCACAACAUCCCUUCCUCCUCGCACAUAUCCUCACUUGGAUUCCAAUCCCAAUCCUGUCCUUUUCAUACACCCACACGCAUCCAUCCAUCGUAUUCUAGUCUGUCCAUCAACAAUGUCCCGGGCUCACUCGUACGCUCAGGUUCCCAUCUCAGAGGCACCAGAAACUGAGGAGACCUUAACCAACGACAGCGCCUUGGCAUUCGCCCGCAGUCAAAAGAAAAAGAGCACUGCCUCAACUCAUAACAACAACGACAACAACAACAACAACAGCAGCAGCAGCAGGACAGACGGAGCAGCGAAGGGAAAGCGAAAUGACCAUCGUGGAUACUCGGCCCUGAACGACGAUAAUGAUGAUGAUGAAGAUGACUUUGAGGACGCAGCCGAGGACAGCGUCAUGCUUCGACCCAUGACCUCUAGUUCCUCUGCACCUCGGCGCCCUGUAUACCCCUCGAACGAUGGCGACGACGAUAAUGAAAUUACAGAGGCACCACUAGCAGAAGGAUCAUCGUCGUCGUCUUCUGAAAUCAACCCUUCGGCAUCCAGUUCUUCCGCAGCAGCAACAGCAACAGCCAGGAGAAACAGCGGAGUUCGUACGACGAAUCGUUCGUUCUUGGCAAGACUGACUGGUAGACAGCGACCAGAGCGGGAUGCUCGGCGGAUGAUCCAGUCGACCAUGGAUGGAGUCUUCUCGAACCUGUCGGCUAAACCGCGGGUGGAAAAGCCGUACGAAGAGGAAUUGCCACCUUCGUACAAGUCUGCAGCGCAGGAUGUGUCGCCAGCAUACUACGAGUCGACGGUUCUCUCACCUGGAUUCAUUGACGAUGAUGAUAUGUUGCUGAUCGAGGGCUUGCCAGUUGGAGGCCUCUUUGGAUUCAUGUGGAAUAUGAUCAUUUCGAUGAGCUUCCAGUUUGUGGGAUUCUGCUUGACGUACCUUCUGCAUACUUCGCAUGCCACGAAGCAAGGUUCCAAGACCGGACUGGGCAUCACAUUUGUGACCAUGGGCUUCAACAUCAUGAAUGGCAAAUUCAGUGAGGGCGAUAUCGACGGCGAUCCCAUGGAGGAUUCGGAUACAGGAUACAUGGGCGACACUGGGCCAUCUACUUCGCUGACGUCCCUUCGAUCAAUGACAGAGUAUAUCUGGCUGUCGUAUUUCUUGGUGAUGUUGGGCAUUGUGAUCAUUGCUCAAUCGCUGGUAUCGUUCGCCAAGGCCAAGAGAACAGAGAUGAUCAUGCUUGCGACGAACUCUGCAGCCCUGGAGGCCGCAGUCCCGGCUAAUGCAGCAGCAGGACAGUCAGUGCCGUCGUUCGUGUCGACUUGGGCAGCAUUGGCUGGAGUAGCGACGGCCUCAUUGACAUCGACAUCGACGCUGCCGACGAGUGCAGCUGCAGCAGGAACAAUGGCGGCAUCGGAGUCUGCUCCUACGGGAGCUACGACAUCACAGUCAGCAGGAGCACAGGCAUCGGGUACAGGUUCAGAAUCAAGGAGCGUAAUUAUCCCGAUAGCGUAAACAGACAGUUCAAUCACUGCGAUACCCACAAAGGCGACCUGUCAAGAUCCCAAUUAGACAUUCAGCCUUGAACCUUUACCGAUGCACUGCACUGCGCUGCUGCUUGAAUAAAAUCAGAUGAGCUUUUUUACGAAAACGUUUGGCUGCUUUUUUAAAUUAAACAUCCUGGGGACUCAUGUAUGAAGAAAAAAGGCAGCCGGACAGGGCCUACAUCAGUAUCAGAGCUCAACAGCCGCUGCUCAGGGGGACGACGUUUACUACUACAUCUAUGAUAAAGAGGAUAAAUUGAACCAAACGUCGAGCUUUAAGCAGAUAUUGAGGAUCGAUCAACCAGUCAGUGUAGUAAGUCGCAUGUCCGUAGAGGCAUAUGUCGCACACUUAGAGAGGGUCAUGUUGCAAAAUAUAUAAUGUAGCAUCGGUUACAGGAGAUAAGAACGAUGCAAGAAGUUAUACUUCACGAGUUGCCUGUG